AUGCAUUCGACUGCCCCAAAAACCUCCGAUCUCGCUGGGCGAACCGAUCAUCGUCUUACUUAUGUGUUUCAAAUACUGGCUAACAUUACUGCUCACCACGACGCAUCACCUCCAGCAAUCGCGCACGGACCAUCCAACGGAUCUUGUGGCUCCCUUCUUCUCUGCGAGCCAAUUGAUGUGGUGCGCGAAUUUGAUCUUGCAGUGACGAAGAGUGAGGAAGAAACGCUUAAAGAUGAUGAUGAAGAUGUAGAGAUUGAUGUCUACAUUGAUGUGAUUGAAGUAGUUGUGGUUGUGAAUUCGUUGCGAGUUGCGAAAGAAAUUGCAGAAAAUGGAGCAAAGAAUGAUGAAGAUUUCAGAGGUAGCGACUUCAGUUAA
Vicia faba (fava bean) is the source of this 375-nucleotide messenger RNA. Lineage: Eukaryota; Viridiplantae; Streptophyta; Magnoliopsida; Fabales; Fabaceae. The record is from the annotation of a GenBank genome assembly.